ACAUGUCCGAGGCAAAGAAGAUGACGUCGAGUCGCCGCCAUCAUCUGAAGAGUUUGAUGCUUCAGAUCGCAGCCAACUGGAUCGAGCAGGAGAAGAAAGACCUCGAGGCGGCCAAGGAGGCCCACAUGGCCGAGAUGUGCCCCAAGCCCAACCUCAGCGGGGACAUGGCCAGCCUGGUGGAUAUCUGCAAGAAGCUUCAGUCGACCAUCGACAAGAUCGACGACGCCCGCUAUGACAUCGAAUCCAAAGUGUUGAAGAUCGACGUUGAGAUCCAGGACCUGAAGCUGAAGGUGGUGGAACUGGCGGGCGUGAAGAAGCCGGCGCUGAAGAAGGUGCGCAUGUCGGCCGACGCCAUGUUGCAGGCGCUGCUGGGGGGGAAACACAAGACCACCAUCGACCUCAGGUCCAACCUCAAGCAGGUCAAGAAAGAGAUCAAGGAGGAGCCCACAGAGGCCGUCGGAGACUGGCGCAAGAACAUCGAGGACAAGGCCGACAGGAAGAAGAUGUUUGAGACCUCCUAG
Phycodurus eques (leafy seadragon) is the source of this 521-nucleotide messenger RNA. RefSeq names its product troponin I, fast skeletal muscle-like. The record is from RefSeq and is a predicted model, not a curated record. Gene Ontology annotation, biological process: muscle contraction. The coding region runs from base 3 to 521 and encodes 172 amino acids. Gene Ontology annotation, cellular component: troponin complex. The transcript has 6 exons. NCBI's taxonomy places the organism in Eukaryota, Metazoa, Chordata, Actinopteri, Syngnathiformes, Syngnathidae.